GCCUCCCCACCCGCCCCUGGAGGGCGGGACUUGGCUGCACCCACGUGUGGUGGAGUUAUAUGCUCCGAGCCCCGCAGAGAAGCUGGGAGUGCAGCACUGAGCCAGAUCGGUUAGAGCAGCGGCACGAUGGCUGGCAAGAAAGUCUGCAUUGUAGGCUCCGGCAACUGGGGCUCUGCUAUCGCCAAGAUUGUGGGCGGCAAUGCGGCCCAGCUGUCACACUUUGACCCACGGGUGACCAUGUGGGUGUUUGAGGAAGACGUCGGAGGGAAAAAGCUGACAGAGAUCAUCAACACACAGCAUGAGAAUGUCAAAUACCUGCCAGGGCACAAGUUGCCCCCCAACGUGGUGGCUGUCCCAGAUGUGGUCCAGGCUGCAGCCGGUGCUGACAUCCUGAUCUUUGUGGUGCCCCAUCAGUUCAUCGGCAAGAUUUGUGAUCAACUCAAGGGCCACCUGAAGGCAAACGCCAUUGGUGUAUCUCUUAUUAAGGGGGUAGACGAGGGCCCUAAAGGGCUGAAGCUCAUCUCUGAAGUGAUUGGGGAGCACCUUGGCAUCCCCAUGAGUGUGCUGAUGGGGGCCAACAUUGCCAGCGAGGUGGCUGAUGAGAAGUUCUGUGAGACAACCAUUGGCUGCAAGGACCAGGCCCAAGGAGAGCUUCUGAAAAAGUUGAUGCAGACACCCAAUUUCCGCAUCACAGUGGUGCCAGAGGUGGAUACAGUAGAGAUUUGUGGGGCCUUAAAGAAUAUAGUGGCCGUGGGAGCUGGCUUCUGUGACGGGCUGGGCUUUGGUGACAACACCAAGGCAGCGGUGAUCCGACUGGGGCUCAUGGAGAUGAUCGCCUUUGCCAAGCUCUUCUGCAGUGGCCCUGUGUCCUCUGCCACCUUCUUGGAGAGCUGUGGUAUCGGUGACCUCAUCACCACCUGCUAUGGAGGGAGGAACCGAAAGGUGGCCGAGGCCUUCGUCCGCACAGGAAAGCCCAUUGAGCAGCUGGAGAAAGAGAUGCUGAAUGGGCAGAAGCUGCAGGGGCCCCCGACAGCCCGGGAGCUACACAGCAUCCUCCAACACAAGGGCAUGGUGGACAAGUUUCCUCUAUUCAUGGCUGUGUACAAAAUAUGCUAUGAGAACCAUCCAGUGGGUGAAUUCAUCUGUUGCCUGCAGAAUCAUCCAGAACAUUUGUGAGCGGAGCUGGGGCCAGGCCAGGCAGCUUCUUUACCCCAGUGGAGACAGUCAGAAGCUUGGGGUACCUGGCCACCAGGAUCUCGGGGACUCUCCAUGGAGCAGCCUCUUCUGGGGGACAGGAGGCUGUGGGGCCCAGCUACCUGCCUGGAGAUCCUGAACCAUCAAGCAGCCCAUAGCCUCUUGCCACCACAUCUCGCCAGAAGUGGAGUUGCCUUGUCCCUCUCCAGAUGCGGGGUUUUCUCCUUGUCCUCUGAAAGGGGUAGAAUCACACCCCAGUCCUGUCUGCUUUGGGUGUGUGUGUUGAGGGGAGGGUGAAGGGAGAGGGAGGCAAGGGCUGCCCACUGCUGCCUCUCACACACCAGAAGUCCUGUCCCCAAGCCCAGUUAAAUGGCUAAAGAAGUACCUCAGCCACAAGAGGAAUGAGGUAAGGGCUGCCAAGGAGGGGUCUGGGCUUUUGAGCCGACACAGGCCCCAGGGACCCCUUUGCUCUGACCUCUGCCAAGCCCCACACAGCAUCAAUGGAUCUCAGUGUUUGUUAACAAAAUACAAAGCUCUCAACCCCC
Felis catus (domestic cat) is the source of this 1739-nucleotide messenger RNA. RefSeq names its product glycerol-3-phosphate dehydrogenase 1 (gene GPD1). Gene Ontology annotation, molecular function: glycerol-3-phosphate dehydrogenase [NAD(P)+] activity; protein homodimerization activity; NAD binding. Gene Ontology annotation, cellular component: glycerol-3-phosphate dehydrogenase (FAD) complex; cytosol. Lineage: Eukaryota; Metazoa; Chordata; Mammalia; Carnivora; Felidae. The coding region runs from base 127 to 1176 and encodes 349 amino acids. The record is from RefSeq and is a predicted model, not a curated record. Gene Ontology annotation, biological process: glycerol-3-phosphate catabolic process; carbohydrate metabolic process. The transcript has 8 exons.